Molecule: messenger RNA, 261 nt
Organism: Macrosiphum euphorbiae (potato aphid)
Lineage: Eukaryota; Metazoa; Arthropoda; Insecta; Hemiptera; Aphididae
Source: the annotation of a GenBank genome assembly
AUGCGCAAACGUCCUACGCCCCGAAAUGGUUGGUGCAAAUAUUGUGCCUGUCCAAAGUUCCGUUACUAUAUUUCGUUGAUUGACACGGCAAUGAUGACGGCCGUAGCCACCGAAAUCAAGAUUGAGAGGCCACCCGUCUCGUCGACUCUGCACAUGUUCGGCAGGCCUCUUCGGACGUACAGCAGUCAAGUGGAUCCUCCAGGACGCCGUUCUAUAGUAAGAAUAUCAUGCGCAGCCCGUUGUGGCAAAGUGGGCCAAUGA